This is a messenger RNA of Bombina bombina (fire-bellied toad), 1271 nucleotides long. RefSeq names its product antagonist of mitotic exit network 1 homolog (gene AMN1). Gene Ontology annotation, molecular function: protein binding. The record is from RefSeq and is a predicted model, not a curated record. The transcript is spliced from 7 exons. Bases 217 to 993 code for a protein of 258 amino acids. Gene Ontology annotation, cellular component: SCF ubiquitin ligase complex. Gene Ontology annotation, biological process: SCF-dependent proteasomal ubiquitin-dependent protein catabolic process. Lineage: Eukaryota; Metazoa; Chordata; Amphibia; Anura; Bombinatoridae.
UGUAUACAAACUCCAGGCAGUGUAAUAAAUGCCAUCCUACUCAAUAUAUGCUCAGAUCGAUGCAUUGUUUCCAAAAAGAAGUCUUUAAAGCUCAUAUAUACAGAUAUGAGUCGGGUUGAUAAUUUUCUUAGUCCACCGAAAGCGUUAGGUGCUGUGUGCGCUUGUUAAACCGUGCGGCGCUUGUCUCCGGUGCCUCAGACAUCACAGGCUGUGACAAUGAGCUGCAGAGGAAUAGACCCCCUGUUAGACAAAUGCCUGUUUUGCAUGACAAAAAAUAUAUCCAGAUAUGAGGCAGAUAUUGAACCACUACCCCCGAAUAUAAAAGACAAAUUGAUAAAGCUUCUGAGCAUGCAGGGAUAUCUCACAGAUGCAAAUAUCAGUCAGAUUCUACACCCAUUUGUGAAGAUACUGGACCUACGUGAUUGUGAAGUAUCAGACACUGCUCUGCAGCUGAUUUCUCAUUGCAAGCAACUGAAGACAAUCAAUUUAAAUUCAUUUAAAGGAGAACAAAGAACAUCUAUUACUUCAGAAGGAAUAAAAGCAGUGGCUCAUUCAUGUGCUCAUCUUCUGGAAGUCUCACUGAAAAGAUGCUCCAACCUCUCGGACGUAGGAAUCCUGGCUCUGGCACUGCAUUGCCCACUUCUGCGGAUACUUAAUUUAAGUGGCUGCUCUAGUAUUACUGACGCAUCUCUGCAGGCGCUGGGUCAGAACAGCAGUCUUCUUCAUAGUGUAGAUUUCUCUGCUACCAGGGUCACAGACCAGGGUGUUAUAGCACUUGUGGGAGGAAGAUGUUCACAAGCUUUAAAGGAAAUUCAUAUGGACCGUUGUGUUCACUUGACUGAUACAUCUGUGGAUGCAGUACUUACCCACUGUCCUCAUAUAUACAUCCUACUCUUCCAUGGAUGCCCACUUAUCACAGAUCGUUCCAGAGAAGCCUUGGAACAGCUGGUCGGACCAAAUAAGAUAAAGCAAGUCACAUGGACUGUUUAUUAACUACAAUCAAUGUUUUCCACUACAACUAUGCACUUGUUUGUUAUGUCACAAUGUUAAUUUCAUUUGUGUUAUUGUUGGUUUGGAAUUUACAAAGGAAACUAAUAAGCUAUCAGUUCUGUGUUGCAAAUACAUCAAUAGAGAAACAUUAAUCUUUUUUAUUCAAAUAUCUUCCUGAAAGGGAUUUGAAAACCAACAUACACUAUAAUUAUAUUUACUUGAUUCAUUUUCAUGAUGAGAAGUUGCACUAUUUUUAAUAAAUAUUAAGCAUUUUCAAGUAA